AUGGACAACGACUCUGAUUCACACGGCCCAUCUCCCCAUCCCCAGACAGCAAGAGCAGUUGCAACCCUUUUGGUUUCUCAAUCGCGUACCUCCACUGAGCUCCCCGGUCACGCAAACUCAGAAGAGGCUUUAAAGCAUAAUGAUACUACUUCUUAUGCGUUUUGGAAUCCUAUCUGGCUCGGCCGCUACGUCCUAGGUACUUUCUCAAUAUUGUUCGCGGCUCUAUCUGCUGCGAUUGUUGUUCUUUAUUGCAUCUCUACUAGCAAGCAUGGCCUGGGAACUUAUACCAAGCGCAUGGAAGUUGAAUACUUUUGGAAGUAUCUUCCAACAUCUGUCACUGUCCUUCUUAUGGCUGUUUGGGGCCAGGUCGAUUAUUCCACCAGACUACUUCAGCCUUGGGAAAAUCUUCGAAAACAUACAGCGCCAGCCAACCGCACCAUUUUCUUGGAUUUGAUAUCUCCGAUGCAACCAGUAUACUGGGCAUCUGCACUAAGGCAUCGCGAAUGGGCCGCUGCUAUAACAGUUACAGUUUGUAUAGCAUUGCAGAUAGCUAGGGUUUUCUCCACCGGUCUAAUGACACUCGAAUUGACGGAGCUUACUUCCAAUGGCCUCGUUGUGUCAAAGCAAGCUGAGUUUGACCCUUCGGCAUUGAACUCGUCCGAUCAUGGAAAUAGUGCUGGUGCAAUUUACCAAAGCAUCCAUACAGCAAACAUGAGCUACCCAGACUGGACUUUCGAGGACUAUGCAUUAGAGCCAUUUCAGCCUAUAGGUUCUGUCAUGAAACGGACUGCGAAACGAUAUGCUGGAGAAGUUAUGGCAUUUUACCCAUGGCUUGAUUGCGAAAAGGUAACGCUUAAAGACAAGUGGGCCCAUCCCACAUCAUACCAAACAAGCCCAUAUGUGCUUGAUAUAACUCUACAAUCGUCGUCUUGCAAUGCUUCUACCACCAUAACUCUUCAAAGAAUUCAUGGGGGCCCAGGGGGGCCAAAAGACGACACAUAUGAUUAUUACGAUGGCGUAACGGAACUUGUAUCUUGUGGUAAAAGUCAAAAAUAUCUCAUCGUUGUUACCCAUGGCAGUAGUCUAACAGGUCAUUUCAGCGGAGCGAUAUGUCAACCAAAUUACUCUCUCAAACCUUUAUUUGUCAAAGUGGACAAUUUUCUCCAAGUUUUGACCGUUGAAACUAGACAAGAAAAAAACGAAACGGAUCGAUCAUUCAGAUCCUCCACCCUGGACCCCAUGGACCUCUUCCAAGCCGUCUUAAAUCAUUCCAAAAGCGUAAGGUUUCCUUCGUCAUCGUCCGAUAACAACAACGGUUUCUUAAAACUGGUCUCAUUACCCACAUCUCAAGGAAUUUUUGAGCCUACGGCACCUUAUAUGAAGGACCUAUUAGACACAGAUGUCUUGAUCAAACAAACAGAAGCGACAUUCAAGGGAAUGGCUGUUCAGAUAGCUGCAUUGAGUCUACUAAACCCUCAUUACAAAGCUGUGAACGGCUUCGUCGAUUAUGAAGCUGAACGUCUCCAGGUAAAACUCACUUCCGUCAUAGCUAUUGCUAUUUGUUUCGGUCUGUGCUCGAUCCUCUCACUUUUUAUGCUAUGCGCUAGACCGUGGAAUGCAGCACCGCGCGACCCUAACAGUAUCGGUGGUAUUGCAGCAAUUUUGCACUCCAGUACACAACUCAAGAGCGUAUUCAAAUACUCUCUACAGGAGAACAAAGACGCUUUUGCUGGCCAAAGACUGAUUGGUACUAUUGUUGCAGAGACUGGAGCAUAUCAAGUUUCUUGUACCGGUGAAAAAGACUUGAAUCAGGAGCCAUCCGACAAAAAAUCUAACACUGGAAAAAAGAAGGGGUGGCAACCUCUGACACUCAAUUUUUGGUCAAGAAUUGCUACACUCAUUGUCACUGCGGCUAUCAUCAUAGUUCUGGAGGUUAUCCAGCGCAUCUCCAACCGCUCUCACGGCUUCACUAACGUCGCUUCGUCGAAUCUCGGGACGGCUGCCUCAACUUAUAUUCCAACUUUAGUCAUGACAGGGGUGGCUGCAAUGUACUCAUCACAGAAUUUCAACGUUGUGCUCUUGUCACCAUAUCGGGCCUUGCGAACUGGUGGUUCGACUGCAAACCGCAGCAUACUAAGUAAAGACCUUGGACGAUUACCGCUUUUCUCAAUAUUUUCAUCUGCCAAGAAAGGAUACUUUGCUUCGUGCGCAACGGCCAUUGCUGCUAUGAUUGGUGCUCUCCUUACCGUUGCAGUAUCAGGCCUCUACACAUUGGACCGUGUGGAUUCUCCUCUACCAAUCUCCCUAAAGCGACUCGAUCGCUUUGGGACCAUAUGGGAUGGAGACGUAUAUGCUGAUAACUUUGCCGGCUCUACUUUACGCAGCAUUGUCUGGCAAAAUAUUUCCUAUCCCAAAUGGACCUAUGGAACCCUGGCAUUCCCAUCCCUACUUAUCGACGAUGUAAAAGCCAGGGAAAGGACAAGACUCGAAGCAACCCUACCAGCUCUGAGGGGAACUCUGAACUGCACAAUUGUCGACCCCAAGGAGAUGGAAUAUACAAAACAAUCCGAAUCAUCAUCUAUCACACUCCUCCGCUUACAGACACUGAACACUUGUUCUAUCGGGGGACGAAUGAGCCAACUGGAUCGAACAUUAGAAGAUGGACACGUGUUGUUUCACGGAAGUGAUUCCACACGGUUUUCCACCGUCCGUGAUAUUUCAGAUGGUUGUCAGUCAUUGUCAUUCUAUUUCGGAGACUUCAGCCAAGAUACACCGCAGAUCUCAGCCUUUACUUGCACUCAGCAGAUACAAGAAAUAGACACGAAAGUCAAUUUCCUACUGCCAGAUUUCCACAUCGAUAAAUCCAACCCUCCAGUCCCGGACGAGUCAACCAUCCGCUACGUGGGCAAUGAAGCUACAAAUGGUUCCAAAACUUUCCAGUACCCUAUUACUUAUUCGAUGUCCAACACAUUCGAGGCCGUAGCAGACAAAGCGGAUAACCUGAGCCCAUCACUUGGCCAGUUCUACUUCGCUGUCGUCUACGGCAAGUACGGCAUCCCUGCCAAUGAACUCAUUGGCCAAGCAAACAUCGGGCGCUUGGUAAAUGCAACGACGGAGAUGUACAGCCUUUAUAUGGCGCAAUUGCUGUCACUCAAGAUGCGAGAGACUUUGAACGCCAGUACAGCACAACGGCUUUCUAUUGAGCAGACUAUACAAGGCAAGCUCCACGGCAAUAACCUCAGGCUGGUACAGAAAGCACGACCGAAGCUGGCACUGCAGAUUAUGCUGGCAGUCAUGUUCGUUUGUGGCGUCGUAUCUUGGGUCAGCCUGCGUACCACCAGCUUACUGUUUCACGAUCCAUGCUCUAUUGCUGGCGUGGCGACUUUGCUUGCUGGAAGCCAGCUUUGGGGCAGUGAGACUCGCGGGUUGCUACCAGAUGGCGUGGAAUGGAUGGACGAUGAAGAGAUGGAGCGAAGAGGCGUUUGGAAGGGAUUGGUCUUUAGUCUUGGGUGGUGGCCGGGUGGAAGGUACGGUAUUGAUGUGAGGGUUCCGGCUGCUGCUUCGGGUACCAGUGGCGAGUGCAGGUGA
This is a messenger RNA of Aplosporella prunicola CBS 121167, 3588 nucleotides long. RefSeq lists its product as uncharacterized. The transcript is spliced from 6 exons. The coding region runs from base 1 to 3588 and encodes 1195 amino acids. The record is from RefSeq and is a predicted model, not a curated record. Lineage: Eukaryota; Fungi; Ascomycota; Dothideomycetes; Botryosphaeriales; Aplosporellaceae.